Molecule: messenger RNA, 909 nt
Organism: Sesamum indicum (sesame)
Lineage: Eukaryota; Viridiplantae; Streptophyta; Magnoliopsida; Lamiales; Pedaliaceae
Product: protein SMALL AUXIN UP-REGULATED RNA 51
Biological process (GO): response to auxin
Source: RefSeq, a predicted model, not a curated record
GAGCCUUUUCCAUAUUUAGGCCCGACACCCUCUCUCCACUCCUCCGACGAAGCUGGGCCUGAUAUGAUCUAAUACUACUGACCAUCAUGAUUUCUCCUCGUCUGAUCAUUCAUUCCUGAGCACGGGCCGUCUCCUCCGUUCCGCCGCCGCGUCUCCACCACCACUGUAUGUUGUAGUGGAGCAGAUCUGAUGAGACGUACUCGUGCGAAGAGAAUCGGCAGCCUUAGACAUAAAGUUUGGCAUUCUCGUCAUUCCUGAGGUAAAGCUUAGACCAAUGGAUGAAAAUGGAGGAAGCAGGGUGAUAGGCAUCAGGCAAAUUGUUAGGCUUAAAGGGCUUCUUCAGAAAUGGCAACAUGUCACACUCGGCCCCAAGGCCCCUCGAUCUGGCCGAGCCUGUGGAGGUAUUUCACCUGCAGUUAGUAGGCGGCUGAGAAGUUCAAAUGUCUACUGCGAUUCAGAUGAGGAUAGUUGCCAGAGCCCUGAGCCACCACAUGAUGUCCCCAGAGGUUACCUUGCUGUAUAUGUCGGCCCAGAGCUUCGGAGGUUCAUCAUCCCAACCAGCUACCUUACUGAUCCACUUUUCAAGGUGCUCCUAGAAAAGGUUGAAGAGGAGUUUGGAUUCGAUCAAAGUGGGGGGCUCACAAUCCCAUGUGAAACUGAGACCUUCAAGUAUCUAAUCCAGUGCAUUGAAAAUCACCAGAAAGAGCAAGCUGACAGCAAUGCAGGUUAAAAUCGCCUUCCCCUUUUCUCAAUUUUCUUGCAAUAUCUGCUCUCUUUAAAGGCAUAAUAUGUGCAUAUGUAGUAGCCAACAGAUCAUUUGAUAAUUGUAAUGGAAAUUGUUACCCUGCUGUGAUCUUCGCAAUGACUGAAAGUUGGAAAUGAAAAGGCUCUUAUUUUCACAUUCCUGAU